Messenger RNA from Hemiscyllium ocellatum (epaulette shark), 5434 nucleotides. RefSeq lists its product as uncharacterized. Bases 273 to 3563 code for a protein of 1096 amino acids. The record is from RefSeq and is a predicted model, not a curated record. Lineage: Eukaryota; Metazoa; Chordata; Chondrichthyes; Orectolobiformes; Hemiscylliidae. The transcript is spliced from 8 exons. Gene Ontology annotation, molecular function: DNA binding.
UCCUGGUCUGUGCAGCAGCAAAGCCUGAGAAGCACAUUCCCUCUCUACAUUCUGCGAGCAGCCACAAUGGAGCCUGUUAGCUUCCAUUAUGCCUGUGCUGUAAGUGCUGCCUGACGCCUUUCUCAACACAACAACAAAAAACCCCAGCGUAACAGCACUGCCUGUCAGGCAUUUAAAACAAAAACGUGGAUUAUGAUUUUGAGUUUAGAGACUCGCUUUGUAUAAACACACUCUUGUAUUCUCUGCUGUUUCUGUGCUGUUGCAGUGCUAGUAUGGAGAACCCGAUCAAAAUCAAAAGGACUGCCAUCACUCUGGCUCAGAAAGUCCAGAUCAUCCUGAAGUUGAACGACCCCUCAUUCAAACAGAAGGAGAUUGCCCGGGAGUAUGGGCUGACCGCUUCAGCCAUCUCCAAAAUUGUCAAGAAGAAAGAGGAAAUUCUGGAGGAAUGGCUGCGUGGUGGGAACUUGGAACGCAAGCGUAAGCGCGAGGGGAAAAACCAGACCAUCGACGACGCCCUGCUCAGCUGGUUCUGGACGGCCAGCAAGGAGAAAGGCCCGAUUUCAGGGCCAGUGCUGAUGGCCAAAGCCAAAGCCCUUGCUGAGGAAAUGGGGAUCGAGUUCAAACCCACCAACGGGUGGCUGUGCCGGUGGAAGAACCGCAACAACCUGGCUUACAAACGCACACCGAAGGAUAAGAGUGAAUACAGAGGGAUGAGCGACCAGUGGACUGGAUUCCCUGCCUUUGUGCCUCAGUCUCUGUAUCUGCAAGAUGGGCAGCUGGUCCCAGAUUACUACAGAGAGAGAACAGCAACACAGCCGCUGGAUGAAGCAGAGGAAGAUUCCCACGACCAGUCUGCAGAGGGAGCUGAACAAGAGGAGCAAGACCCACAGUUUUAUGCAGGAGCAGCUGUGUUUUCACCAGUGCCUAGUGGUCAGCAUGGACAAUGGCAGACAAUGGGACCUGGGUCGACUGACAGCUCUUCUGAUGAGAUGCCAAUAGCACACAUCCUGAUACAGCAGGAUACAGAUACUCAGCAUAAACCCAAGAGAGUGAAGCAAGAGGAACUGUCCACACAAUCAGGCCAUAACUGUCAGUUUUAUACAGCGCCAUUAGAUCUGAGAAGUCAACGAGAGAUGCCCGGAACAUCAAAUGAAAUUCCAGCAACAGGGAGCCAGAGCAAGGGAGAUCAAAUUAAAACAGAAGAAGAUUCCCUCAGCCACAGCUAUCAACUUUACAAAGAUCAACAGUUCACCUCCGACUCAUCGGACACCUCAUCUGAUGAAGGCACUUUGACACAGCCUGUGAUUCAUCUGGUAACGAGCUCCCAUCACAGUGUAAAACGAAUCAAGCAAGAACAGAGCCCUCAAAGGGCCAGCCACAGUUACUCAUUCUACAGAGGGCCAGGAGAUUUAGCAGAUCACAGACCCAAAGCACGCCCCUCAGACAAUGCCUCGGAUGAGAUCAUGAGGACCAGGACUCCAAUUUAUCGCACAACUGCUGGGCGCAGCAAAUAUGAGCAGUUACUGCAAGAGGAAGAGUCUCUGUCCAAACAGCAUCAGAGCCAAAGCAUUCCUUCUUACAGAGGAAAGCAGACACUGGCGCAAGUGCUUCAACAGCUGGGGGCUCAGCUCCCCUCACGAAGCUCAUACAGUGAGCCCCAAGGUUCACACUCUUUUAAUCCAGUAGCAGAACUUUCUCACAACCAGUAUGGAAGGGAAGCCAGAGAUGAUGCCAUGUCCAAGAACAGAAGUCAGUUUUGCAAAGGUGAGAACAGCUGCACAGGAGGCUUGCACUCUACCAAAAAGAACACAGCUGAAGUCAAGACCCAAGAGGAAUGCUUUAGGAAGGCUGAGCUAGCUGCAAUAUGCGCUCUUCGAAACGUUUAUUUUGCAGCCAAAGAGAUGAUCCCCAACUCCUCAAUAGAAGCACUGAAUGAGCUGUGCAUACUUCAAGGUAUCACGGACCUGGGAGGACUUCACUUGGACAAACUCAACUCCUACGAUAAGUUAAUUGAGGAAUUCCACCAAGCCAUCGCUGAGGUAACAGAUGAAGGAAUCCUGAAGAGGGCACGGUCCAGUAAUUGUUUCAGUAUUUUGAUCGAUGAGUCUGAAGACUGUUUCACUGAGCCAUGCCUAUACCUGUAUCUCCAAAUCAUUGAACAUGUUGCAGGAGGGUAUGAGCCCAAAACGUAUUUCCUGGCAGUCAAAAAACUACAGGAAGAGGUCACAGCCGAAAAGGUCACAGCAGAGUUAGUCAACGUGCUGAAAGAAAAGGAUCUAGACGUGAAACAGAUGUGUGGAUUUGCAAUUGAUGGUGCUGCUAUGACAGCUGAAUGCAAGAACAGUGUGGUCACUCAGUUAAAGGCACAGGUGCCCGGUCUCUUAUCCAUCCGCUGUAUUUCUCAUCGAUUAGCUCUCAGCAUUGUGUCUGCUGCAGACACUGUCCCCUACCUGGUGAAGUACCAACAAACUCUCAAUUCUGUUUAUAAACACUGUGUCAGCUUCCCCAGGGACGGGCUCGAGGCCAUACAAAAAAUACUGAGAGACACACACAAACAGAGCAGCCCUUUCAAGGAUAUCUUGCCAUCCAGGUGGCUUACAGUCAGAGCAUCAAUUGAAGCUGUAAUACGCAACUUUGGCCACCUUGUCUCAGUGCUCCAGAACAGUCGGUCAGCCCAAGGCGUCAGGCUAGCAAAGACCAUGUGUACCUACAAAUUCUUGCACUGUAGUCACUUUUUGGCUGACAUUCUCCACCAGUUGUACAUUCUGUGUAAGAGUUACCAGACCUCCAAUGUUGACUUUUCAAUUGUGCACCCCUUGUUGAAAUCAACGGUCACCACAAUUAAUAAGCUGAGUGCUGAAAGCACUGGCGAAAUGCUUAAGCACCUCUUGGCUGCAUUGCCGCCCAACAUAUGGGAGGAGAGCCUCUCUGACAGCUCAUUUAUGUUUCAGAAUCACCGGAUAAAAGGAGGCCGCCAGCAGAAGUCAGAGGCUGAAAGCACCUGUCGGACUUUCCUUGAAAAUCUCACACGUGAUCUGAAGGGCAGGUUCUCAGAAUCCAAGGAUGCAGCCACCAUGACAGCUAUGACUGCCAUAUUUGAUCCUGCCCAUGCCUCAGACUCAAAGAAUAGACACAUCCAAACAGUGACGGAUUACAUGUCUUCGCUUUCUGACGAGAGUGACAAAGAUGAGUUUGAAAUGAGCUGCAAACAGGAGCUUGUCAGCUUCAUGAACUUUGUAGAGUCCCAGCCAGGUGUGCAUGCACUCACUAGCUCCAAGGAUGUAUGUGAACUUGCACUCAAGCAGAAACUGAUGUUUCCUGUUGUCAGUUCACUGGCAGAACGGUAUUUGGUUUUGCCGAUUUCAACUGCAGGUCUUGUGGAGACAUUCUGUAGACAACACAUGUUGAGGACCAAACUUGGGAACUCACUGACCAGCAAGUCAUUGGAGAACCUGAUCAAGAUCUCCAUCCAUGGUCCUCCUAUCAAGGAGUUCAACUUUAUAGCUGCUUAUUCCAAGUGGGCAUCUGGCAGGGCCAACAGGGCACAGCAGCAAAAGAGUUAGAGGUUUACCGAUUGUAACUUGUCCUGAUUCAGACUUUUCCCCAUUUCAAAAAAAAAUUGCUUGUUAUUAGCAAGAAAGAAAAUAAAAGGAAACUUAUCUACAGGCAAAACUUUAGAAUCCUAAAACAUAAUCCAGUUUCUCAUCAGAGUUUUCCUGUAGUCACAAUGUACAGAAAUUCAAGGCAAAGAAAAUGUAAUUUGAUCAAACACUCCCCUUUUUAGAAGUUGUUAAUAUUGAUAAUGAAUUGCAUAGACUUAUCCUUCUUUUUAUUAAUUCAUGCGAUAAGGGUGUUGUUAGCUUGGCUAACAUCUACUGUCCAUCACUAGUUGCCCCAAGGAUAGCAGUUUCCUUCCCUACAAGACAUUGAUGAUCUAGAUGGAUUUUACAAUAAUCAACAAUGGGAUCAUGGCCUUAUGGUGGGAUUUGAACCUGAUCCCCAGAACAUUACCUGGGUGUUUGGAUUAAUUGUCCAGUGAAAAUAUCAGUAGGCCACUGCCUCCUCCCAAUAUUGAUAAGGCUGUCUUCUUUCAACCUUCAAGCCUGUUCCUGGGACAGUAACAGACUUACCAAUACUUCUAAAGAAAAGAAGGCUUGCAACUAUUAGUGCUCCUUUUCGGAUUGCUCAGAAACAUCCUAAAAUAUCUCAAGCAACAUUCUGCUUCAUAGUGCAAUGCCCACUCUAGUUGUAUACGCAACUACUUGGCUUUGGUAUUGGUCAAAUUAGAAAGCUGGACAGAUAAAUAGAUGAAUAAUUCAAUGUCAAUAUUUAAAAAAAACGUUUGCAGUUUCAAUUUAUUUAACCUAGUAUUUUGUUAAUACUCCUUGCAACAUAGAAAGAACUCCUCCCUCUUUCACAUGUGAUACAUGAGAAGGCAGAGAGUUAUUGAGUAUAUUGAAGAAAAAGGCUUGCAUGCAACACUCAACACACUGCAGUUGAUACAACUACAUACAUUUCAUGAAUAUCUACGACACCUUCCCGUUGUACUGUAGUGGUGCAGAGUUGCAAUCAGAGAGACACAGUGACCCUGACAGUGCUGUGCCAGUGCAGAAUUGCAUGAGCUUGAGGAACCAAUGAUGGUAGACUAUUCAGUCACAGCAAGGGAGCCCAUAUUUCCUGACAUAUAUUUCCAGCAGGGGUUGGUGGAUAACGAUUCCAGGGAAGAGCCUUUCCUUAGCCUGGGAAGCAGACAUUAAGUGUAGCUUCCCAGCUGCUGCCAUGCCCAAGGAAUGAUAAGCAAGGACAAUAACUCUGCUCUGCUUUAAGUACUGCUGCAACUUUAAAGACUUGCAUUUUACAGCGUCUUUCCUGAUUUCAAGCUGUCCCAAUGUGCUAAAGCAUUUUGCAAACAAAAUGUUUUUGAAGUGUAUUCACGAUCAUAAUGUAAGAAUUGCAGCAACUUUUUACACACAGCAAGCUCCCAAAACCAGCAAUAUUAAUGUCAUUCUUCAACUAAGUGAGGAUAAUCUGUUUUAGUGGAGUUAGGUAAGGAUACCAAGAGAAUUCCUAUACUCUUCUCCAACAUAAAGCAAAGGCAACUUUUACUAAUACCUGAGAGGAGAGGAGCUUCAGUUUCCUCUAUCCAACAGUGCAGCACUUCCUCCGCACUACACUUCAGUCUCUGGAGUCUUUCCCAGUAUUUCUUGUACAAUUGACUUAAACUAAUGUGCUCAGCUGAAUCUGAAGCACUUAUUCAAGGAAGUCUUGGUUUUCUGUUAAAAAUUGUAAAUUCUUAUGACACAUUUGUACCUCCUGACUGUUUUGUGCUUUUGUUUAAAGAAAGGAAGAAUGCCUUUAAUCUUUUCUCUAAAUUACAUACUAGGAUUUUACAAGUUAUAAGAAUAUUAAAGGAUUUUGAGGAUUCACUAGGAAA